Messenger RNA from Medicago truncatula (barrel medic), 2919 nucleotides. Its product is annotated as protein STRUBBELIG-RECEPTOR FAMILY 3. The coding region runs from base 412 to 2574 and encodes 720 amino acids. The record is from RefSeq and is a predicted model, not a curated record. Gene Ontology annotation, molecular function: protein kinase activity; ATP binding; protein binding. NCBI's taxonomy places the organism in Eukaryota, Viridiplantae, Streptophyta, Magnoliopsida, Fabales, Fabaceae. Gene Ontology annotation, biological process: protein phosphorylation. The transcript has 15 exons.
ACACUUAACAAGAGAGAGAAAGAGAAAAGCAAAAACACUAGAGAGAGAGAUUGUAACACUAUCUCUGUACUUUGGUGAAUGUACUUAGCACUACAACACUAUAACACACUUUAGAGAGAGUGUUGUCUUUCAGUAAUUUUCUCAUAUUUUGUUUAUCUCUUACAUUCUUUCUUCAUAUUACACAUAAACCCCUUUUUCUUUUCUUGGUCAAAUUUUCUCCGCCGUUUUGUAUUUUUUCUUUUAUUUGGGUUCCUUAUGCUAAAGGGUUUGUUUCCUUUCUUAGAAUUAUCUCAGAUUCUUGUGAAAGAUUCUACCUUUGUCUUGUUCUGUUAGUUUCUGAGUUUCGAGCUUCACUUGAUUGUGUAUAGUUGUUUUGGCUUCAAAGAUUGAAGCUUUUUCCUUUUUGAGAGAAUGGGGUUUUUGAAUUUGGGGUUGCAUGUGCAAAUCUUCGUCACUUCCAUGAUCCUGAUUCUGAUGGCGGCUUUCUGUGUUGCAGACACUGACCCUGUUGAUGUUGCAGCUAUCAAUAGUCUAUAUGUUGCUAUGAACUCACCACCUCUUCAAGGGUGGAAGCCUGUGGGAGGGGAUCCAUGUUUAGAACUUUGGCAAGGUGUGGAUUGUGUCUUCACCAACAUAACUGCAAUAAUUUAUAACUCUGUUGACAGACGACUAGGAGGCUUGAAUUUGGGUGGAGAGCUUGGCAGUAAUUUGGAUUUUCCAUCAAUUAUAGACAUUGAUCUUAGCAACAACCACAUUGGAGGUGCUAUUUCAUUCACUUUACCCCCUACACUGAGGACCUUGUCUCUGUCAGGAAAUAAGUUAAACGGAAGUAUUCCAGACGCCUUAUCCCUAUUGACUCAAUUGUCAAAUUUGGAUUUGGCCAAUAACAACCUCACCGGUCAGCUGCCUUCCUCAAUGGGGAGUUUAUCAUCUCUUACAACAUUACUGUUGCAGAACAAUCAACUUGUAGGGACCCUUUUUGUUUUGCAGGGCCUUCCUCUUCAAGAUUUGAAUAUAGAGAAUAAUUUGUUCUCCGGACCAAUUCCUCCAAAUUUGCUGAGCAUCCCUAAUUUCAGUAAAAAUGGGAAUCCGUUCAAUACUACUAUUAUUCCAUCUCCGCCUGUUGCUGCAGCCCCUUCACCUGUAGCUAUCGGUCGAUCCCCUGAAGAAUCACCUUGGCAUGUGGCAUAUAGUCCUGCUGACUUCACAGCAUCGAUGCCUGGAAAAGUUAAGAAGUCUUUCCUAGCUGAGCAUGUCAUUUGGAUUGCUGGUGCCGGUUUAUUACUUUUUAUUGCUUUGGGAAUUUGUCUUUUAAUGGUGUGGUGCUGUAAGAGAAAGCCAAAAAAUAAAAAUCCUCAGAAGCUUGAUGUGGAGGCUUUUCCAAAAACUUUGCAUAAACCUACAUGCGAUGCCACUGUUUUCGAAACUACUAAUCAAGAUGGAAAAGCUGAGAAAACAUAUCGUUUAAAUGAAGUGCCAAAUAGAAGAACAAAUUCGAUUCCAAAGGUUCCGGAUCAAAAAGAAGUAUAUGUCAACAAAGUAUCUGCGACUUCAGAAUACAAUAAUGUUUCCAAACCUUCACUCCUGCAACCACCACCACAUUCUCUGCUGAGCAUUCCUGGUGAGAAGGUCAUCGUCAAUCCAGCUGCAACUACCAAAGCAACCGAAAGGCAAGUUAUGACAAGUUCGGUCAAAAUAUACACUGUCGCGUCACUUCAGCAAUAUACAAAUAGCUUUUCCCAAGAAAAUCGUAUCGGGGAAGGCACUCUUGGAUCAGUUUAUAGGGCUGAGCUCCCUGAUGGAAAGAUGUUGGCAGUGAAGAAGCUGGAUGCUACGACAUUCAAGGACCAGAAUGACGAACCGUUUCUUCAAUUGGUAUCCAGCAUCUCAAAAAUUAAGCACGCCAAUAUUGCAAAACUUGUUGGCUACUGUGCUGAGUAUAACCAACGAUUACUUAUAUAUGAGUAUUGUAAUAAUGGAACACUACAUGAUGCACUUCAAGGAGACGAUGAACACUGUAUUAAAUUUCCAUGGAAUGCACGCAUUAAGGUCGCACUUGGAGCUGCAAGGGCUUUAGAGUAUCUGCAUGAGAAUUUUCGGCCACCUAUUGUGCAUCGAAAUUUUAGAUCUGCUAAUGUUCUCCUGAAUGAAAAGUUUGAAGUACGUGUCUCUGAUUGUGGAUUAGAUCAUUUGCUAUCUUCUGGCACUGCUGGUCAGUUAUCUGGACGCCUCCUCACAGCUUACGGUUACAGUGCUCCAGAAUUUGAGUCGGGAAGCUAUACACAGCAAAGUGAUGUCUUCAGUUUUGGAGUUGUAAUGCUAGAACUCCUCACAGGAAGAAAAUCCUAUGACAGGUCACGGCCUCGUGCAGAGCAGUUUUUGGUCAGAUGGGCAAUACCUCAACUCCAUGACAUUGAUGCCUUGUCGAAAAUGGUUGAUCCCCGCUUAAAUGGAUCCUAUUCUAUGAAGUCCUUAUCACGGUUUGCAGAUAUUGUUUCUUCAUGUAUUCAGCGUGAACCCGAAUUCCGGCCAGCUAUGUCUGAAAUAGUUCAGGAUCUCUUGCUAACGAUGUAAAAGGAAAAGGAUGUGCGUAUCAUGAACUCCCUUACCUUAGCCUAGUUUUGUUCCCAACUUUUCUGGCCUUUACCUAUCUAUUCUUCAUUAAUUUGGUGUGAGAUCUUAAUCUUUUUUUAUUAGUUUACUUAAGCAGAAAUUCUGCUUUCUAAUGUAAUUAUUGACAUGAAUUGUGUGGGGUAGUUUUAUGCAUCAUUGUUCAUUAUUGAUGCUAGUAAGUCAAAGAUGGCAUGCCGCAGUUCAUAAUAUGAGUAUGUCAUCCAUCUUUUGCAACAAUUGGUUUACACACAUGAUUUUGGGCUAUGAGUAGAAAUCAACAACGAUGUGUCACCACCCUUCAAAUGA